Messenger RNA from Dalotia coriaria, 2896 nucleotides. RefSeq names its product protein phosphatase 1L. Gene Ontology annotation, molecular function: protein serine/threonine phosphatase activity; cation binding. Bases 619 to 2037 code for a protein of 472 amino acids. The record is from RefSeq and is a predicted model, not a curated record. NCBI's taxonomy places the organism in Eukaryota, Metazoa, Arthropoda, Insecta, Coleoptera, Staphylinidae. The transcript has a single exon. Gene Ontology annotation, biological process: positive regulation of canonical Wnt signaling pathway; negative regulation of canonical NF-kappaB signal transduction; positive regulation of canonical NF-kappaB signal transduction. Gene Ontology annotation, cellular component: cytosol; nucleus.
UUAUCUUGUCAAAUUAUCAAGUUUACGAAUAAAAAUGAAGAAAAACGGAUUUGAAUUUAGUGGCAGGAUGCGCACUGCGCACUAGAGCCGUUUGUAAAUAGUACAAAAUUAAACGAUUCACUAAUUAAGCUAAUGAUCUUGACACGAAAACCUGCACUUGCCCAACAAUUGUAUUCGGUCGUGGCGAGCAUGCGACUUAUGUAAGGCCCCGGUCGGUAUCUUUUGGCAACGCCGUUGUCGCUGCGCAUCCGCGGCGUCUAAAUUUAGUGCGUGCGAUUGCUGCGAGCGUCGACCGCGCCAGACGUUGCUCGCUGUAAGGUGUACACUGUGAACGAAAAAAGCGUGUCGGACGUCUGUCUGCGGCCGAACGCAGCUCGAUAUUGGAUCGACUUCAAUACUCGAUUGGCGAUCGCCGUACUACAUACGAAUGCCAACGUAAAUCGCGUUGUAUCGGCCCGAAAAGUGAAACAGUCAGCGGUUCAUCUACCGAGUAUGACGAGUGCGAACACGACGACGACGACGACGUGAUUAGUCCCCCAGUGCACCAGCCGCACAUAAUUAGCCGCCGGGAGCUAACCAAAUUGCGCUGUUGUGCGCGUCCGCCUGCCGCGCUUAACGAUGGAAGACGAACUCGACGAUAAGAUCAUCUACCAGACGUACGUGUCGCACAUGAAGCUCGUCUCGCGCGUCGCCUGGGGUCUUCCCCUCAACAUCUCGCCCGUCGCGUACUGCGCGCAUCUCUUCCGAAUGUUCCGCAUGUACGUGUUUAAACCCGAGGUGCUCCUCAUUGGCACCGUGAUGGUGUUGAUCUUGGUGUACAUACAUUCGGUGGAUGUAUGGAGUCGUGAUUUACUAGGGCGGCUGCAAUACACCAUCAAUCGACCGAGGAGCAAGGAAUCCAAGUUGAAUUUCUUCGGCAGCGCCGAGGUGGAGAAGGCCAGCUGGCAGUCGAAGAUUGGACCGAUCAGCGCGUACGCCGUCCAAGGACGUCGGCCGAAGAUGGAGGACCGUUUUGUCAUCAAUGAUAACAUCAACGGAACCGGUGUUUCGCUCUUCGCUGUCUUCGAUGGUCACGGCGGUGAAUUCGCAGCUAACUACGCAAAAGACAAACUCAUUCAGAACAUCUACGGCAAGAUUCUUGAAGUUAAAAAUCUCAUGGACGGUAAAGAAGCACCGAAGGAGAUCAAAUGUACAGAAAAACCUGAUGAGGAAAAACCCACAACUCCUUUAACACAAAGAAAGAAGAGUUUUAAAAAGACAACAUCCACUACUGAUGAAUGUAUCAAAGGCGCAGGCGCAUCUGGAAUCACAGAUAAAGAAUUACUGGAUAAACUAGAUAGUUUAAACAGACCUAUAACAAGAGAAGUCAAAAAUACAAAACUACCUGAAUUGAAACCAGUGGCUGCUUCCACUUAUUUCAACAAAGCAGGUGUUAUAGAUAUUGGUAAACUAAUAACAGAUGAAGUCUUAGCUGCAGACAGACUUUUAAUACAAGACGCAAAGAAGAAUUAUGAUGUAGCAGGCACCACAGCACUGAUUGCGAUGCUGCAUGGAUCAAAAUUAGUUGUUGCCAAUGUAGGAGACUCACGUGGUGUGAUGUGUGACUCGCGCUCACAAGCAAUUCCGUUAUCUUUCGAUCACAAACCGCAACAAAUGCGUGAACGCAAGCGGAUUCAACAAGCGGGUGGUUUUGUAAUAUUCAACGGUGUAUGGAGGGUUGCCGGUAUUCUGGCAACCUCCCGAGCGUUGGGAGAUUAUCCUUUGAAGGAUAAAAAUCUUGUGAUUGCCGAUCCGGAUAUUUUAACAUUUGAAUUAAAGGACCACAAGCCGCAGUUUCUUAUCCUUGCGUCCGAUGGACUCUGGGAUACAUUCAGUAAUGAGGAAGCUGUGGCUUUUAUUCGCGAACGCCUGCACGAGGAUGAUUUCGGUGCGAAAAGUCUUACACUGCAAGCGUAUUAUCGUGGGUCACUGGACAACAUCACAGUACUCAUAAUAAACUUUAAAGAGAACGCGUUCAGCUAUCAGAAAGCCUCUUAAAUUUCGUUAUCUUUGUCCAUGUUUAACCCAAAUUGUAAAACGGCAUUCGCCAAUUAGCGCUAGUUACCGAAUGUUGUUACCAAUUUCAAGUGAUUUUAGUGAUUUAAUUUGUAAAUUGUAUAAAUUAUACUGUGUUUUAGUCUAUUUAAACUUAUUCGUUGACUAUUUGGAUAAGUACCGCGUCUACUGAAUGUUUAAACUAACAUAAAAAUUCAAUUUCGGUUGGCAUGAAGCAAUCAGUAUUUGUACAUGUUAUUUACAUAUUGCAUAUUGAUGCAAAAAAGGUGCUGAUGUUGAAGUGUUUACUGGAAACGUACGCUUGCGAUAAACAAAGAUCAUGUGACCAAUAUGAUUACGAUUUAGUAUCGUUUGAUAAAACGAAACAGAUAAAACUAUUUUGCUACAACCACAACUCAAUCCAAACUAAAAACUAUUCUUGUCGAAUCUCAAUGUAAAUGUAAUUUUCCAAUUGAAUUAAGCGUGCAAAUAUGUAAUCGAUGCACGUGUUACGCUUCAUAUCACAUAUUGCUGCACUGAUGAUGAAUCCAGGCGAAUUUAUUACACACCAAGAUUAUAAACCUAUUUACGAUUUGUAAAAUAAGAGAUAUUUUGAUACGAUUUGCUAAAACGACUCAAUCACUACGAAAUGUAUAAAAUUCGAUACAAAUUCGAUGCGAACGAUUUUUGAUUGGGAUUGCUCUUCACGUUUGUUACCGAUGCGUUGUUGUUUAACGAGUUUAUGAAGCGUUAUCUGUGUGAGCGAGUACAGAUCCUCAAAUAUUAUGUGAAAUAUUUGUAUACUUAUGCAACCUUCGUGAUGUCCUGAACUGUCUGAUAAAAUUAAAUUAAUUUAACUUGA